Messenger RNA from Tetrahymena thermophila SB210, 1026 nucleotides. RefSeq lists its product as hypothetical. The transcript has a single exon. Lineage: Eukaryota; Ciliophora; Oligohymenophorea; Hymenostomatida; Tetrahymenidae. The record is from RefSeq and is a predicted model, not a curated record.
AUGGAAAAUUAAUUACACUAGGUCUUUUUAUCGAAGAAAUAGGUUAGAAGUUAGAAUGAUAUAACUUAGGAAACAUGUGGUCUUUUUCCAAAAAAUGUUCUCCUCUCAGAAAUAGAGCAGAGUAAAUUUAAUAAUAGCGAAUUCUAUGAUAAGUAUGAAUUAUAUUAAAAUUUUGAUAAUAAUUAAGAAAACAUCGAAAUAAUCAACGAUCAGUAAAGAGUUUGUUAAAUAAUUAUUAACUUGCUUGAAAAUUCUUUAGAUUACUUAAAUAAAGUAAAUUUAAUCUCAAAAUAUGUUAAACUAUUAAUAAAAAUAGUUAAAGGUAAAGAUGAAAACUCGAACUUAAUUGAAUUUAAAGUUAUUAAUAAUGCUGAAUUAAAUUAUUCUAAAUAAGAAAUAUUCCUUGUUAAAGAGUCUUUGAAAGUAGAGAGAGAGAUUAAAAAUAACUAUUUUAUGUGGAAUUCUUAAAGUUGCUUAUAGCCUACUUAAAUGGGAUUGAAAUUAAAUUAGAAGAUAUUAGAAAAAACCUCACCUUAGAAUUUUAUGAAUAUAGCCUGUGAUGAUGACAAAAUAGGUUUCUCUUUCUAUAUAUUUUAAAAUUGUAAUAUUCUAUAAUAGGAUUACAAAUAGGAUUUCUAAAAUAAGCUAUUUGAUGAAAUUAGAUGUUAAUCUUAGAUUUAGAAUGAAAAUUCACAAUUUAAGAUUGAUAAUUCAUCAACUAAGAUUGAAGAAGUUUAAAAAUAAAUCAACUAGUAAAAUAUUGGUAAAGAUACCUUAAAGAUAUCCAAAAACAUAUAUACUGAAAAGGAAAAAAUUUAAAAGAAAAAAUUAACUUUCAGCAAUGAGGAGUUAAUUUAUAAUUAACCAAAGGAAAUCGACGAAACUUUUGAAAAAAAUGAGUCUGUAAUUGAUUAAUUUGAUGAAAGAGUAAAUAUAAAAGACUUCUAAGUGAAAGGUUUUAACUCCAAAAAUGCUGAAUCAUUAAACAAAUAACAGAAAAAAAACUCAUAAUAAUUUCAUAGUUGA